AUGCAAAGUCUUAACGAACCACCACACGCGUCAACAGUCGACGACACUGAACAUUCCCCUCUUCUUGCGACUCAACCAUCAGGUCUUCAAUAUAAUCCACCUCAAUUGAAUAUACCAACUGCUCCUCAAGUGGAUAACGGACUGGUUUAUAACCCUCCUCAACAACCAAUGCAACAACAACAGUUCCAACAACAAACACAACCUAUCACACCUCAACAACCUUCAGUUCCUCCUUUCCAACAACCACCACAACAACCUUCAGCACCCGAUGUGAUUUAUAACGAACCACCACAAUAUAACGGCGCAGUAAUUGGAACUACUCUCACCGAGUCAUACCAAUCAAAUCCAAUUCAAUACCAACAACCAACACAAACCACCCCUAUUAUUAACCAACAACAAACAUACCCAAGCCAACAGUUGCCUGCUAUCUCGUAUACCCCUUGCCAAGUAUUCUGCUCACAUUGUAAUAGACUUGUGAUUAGUCAUGUCGACUAUGGAAAUGGAACUUUGGUCUGGAUCAUCUGCUGUGUGUUGUGCAUCAUUGGAUUACCUUGCUGCGCUUGCAUCCCUUGCUGCAUCACUGAUAUGAAGGACGCAUAUCACAAAUGUCCAAACUGCAAAAACUUGUUUAAUCAGAAUGAUUAUCAUCGUCACGUUGGAUCGAAAGCAAGAACUGCAAUCUUAACAACACUUAGACAAAUGCCUCAAAACAUCAUAUUACCAGAGCCUGGUAGAACACCAGGAUAA
Molecule: messenger RNA, 747 nt
Organism: Entamoeba invadens IP1
Lineage: Eukaryota; Evosea; Mastigamoebida; Endamoebidae
Exons: 3
Coding region: 1-747 (248 amino acids)
Molecular function (GO): zinc ion binding
Source: RefSeq, a predicted model, not a curated record